AUGCGCUUCACGCCUCUCAUCCUCACCGGCCUCUUCGCCCUCUCCGCGAACGCCCAGUCCGGCACCACCUCUGCUUCGGCCCCUUUGAACUCUGAGCAGGCCGCGAUCAUCAAGUGCAUAGACGCCUGCCAGGACGGCGAUGUUUCUUGCACGAGCAAGUGCAUUGCUGUUCCUAAUCCUUCUGAUCAGGAUGUCAACGAAACAAACGACUGCGUAGCCGCCUGUCCCAAAGGCAACGGCACCGAAUCCGACAACGCCAAAUACUCAGACUGCGUGCAAGACUGCAUCGGACAGCACUACUUCACUGCCACCACGGGCGGAGCUGCCUCCAACCCCACCAACGCCGCUCCUGUCACGACCACCACCGGCGUCACCAGGACUAAUGUCGUUGUUGUCUCGACUGUGGUGAGCGGAUCUUUCACCACGACGGUUACGAGCACCAGCACGCCUAGCGCUGCGCCUAGUGAGAGUGGUGAUGAUGGCAAGGCGACGAGCACGGCGAUGGUUGAGAGCACGAGUAGUGCUGGUGCUGCUGGGAGGGUGGCGGUGGGUGGGUUGGGAGGAUUCCUUUUGGGGUUGGCGGCUGUGCUUUGAGGUGGUGAACAACUAAGGGAAGUAAGUGAGUUGGGGUGGGUGGGAUGAUUAAUUGAUGCCCGGCUUUUGGAUGUAUGAUGUGAUGGUUAUGGGCGGACAUGAUGGGAUGAGCGGAUGAUGGGAUUAUGGUUAUGGGUAAUGGCUUGUGUGGCUUUGGAUGACGGACGGACUUAAUGAGGUUUUUGCGGCGAUUGGGGGGUCUGUGCUUGAUACCUUUUUGGAAAAAACUGAAAAGUUGCAG
This is a messenger RNA of Neurospora tetraspora, 835 nucleotides long. RefSeq lists its product as uncharacterized. The transcript has 2 exons. NCBI's taxonomy places the organism in Eukaryota, Fungi, Ascomycota, Sordariomycetes, Sordariales, Sordariaceae. The record is from RefSeq and is a predicted model, not a curated record. Bases 1 to 594 code for a protein of 197 amino acids.